ACCAGGUCCCCUGCGCUUCUAUACCUGAAACAUGGGGUCCCCACAGACCUGGAAAUUUUCGCCCUUCUUCCUUCACCCAGGACAAAUUGAGACGUCCCCAUAAGAGUCCGGAUAUCGCUUCCUUUUGGGUUUAAAGUCGCCCUGAGGCUGGGCCGGCCCGGUCUUUCUGCUAUAGGACAGUGUUACACUUCCUGUCGCGUAGUUUUUCUGCUCAAAACCAUUUUCUGACUCCUCCCGCCCCGCGGUUUUUAAAGUCCUCACCCGAGAGCUGGAUUCCCUCCCUGGGCGCCUCCCACCCUCGCCUUCGUAGGCCACUGGAGCGCAGCGCAGGGACCUCAGUCCCACGGAGGCCACGUCCUCUGCCUGGUCCUGGAAUCCUGCAGAUCCCCACCCUUGUCUUAAGACGCCCCCACCUCCCUCCUCGUGCCAGGCCCUGCAGUUCCCCAGGUCUCCCCUCUGCAGUCACCGCUUCCCCUGAGACCGCAUUGGGGAGGUGCCCGGGGCCUGUCCUGUGAUACGGGGUGUUCUUGCCUGCCCAGCUCCAGCCACUGGAAAAUGCGCACCCCCGGGAUGCAGGCUUCCUACUCCAAACCCUCCUGUGAUUGUGACGGCCAAAGGCUUCAGGAGACACAGCAGUAGAAAACCUGAGACAGAAAAAAGAAGAAUGAGAAAGACCCAUAACAGAUGGCAAAGUAGAGGAUAGGUGAAGGAUUUGCCGAGAGACAGCAAAAGUGAAAAGAAAACGAUAAGAAAGCAGGAGGAGAAAAGCAACUGGAGAAAUGUAGAGAAAAGCUAGAUGUACAGAGAGAUGAAGGACAGCAAUGUAGUAAGGGGCAGCAAAGAGGGAGGCUCAUCAGAGGGAGGGAGAGGAGGAGGGAUUUGGAGCCAGGACAGACAGAGCAGAGUGGUGCUGGUGGCAAGGAGAACAGAAGGAGAAGCACAGCAGGGAGGAUACCUGAGGACUGGGGUUCCAGAGGGUGGGGACAGGGGUGUAUAACAGGGAAGAGAGAAUUUAACAGGGAGAGCAGAGGAGGCACAGAGAUGGGAGAAGAGACGGAAAUAUAUCAAGAUUGAGGAUGAUCGAACGAUUGGGGAGAAGGAGCAGCAAGAAGUUAGGACUGACUUCUAAGGACUCUUGGUACGUGAAGAAGAAAUCCAGAAAAGGAAGAGGAAAGCAGAGGAGUCAGGGAUGGCUCUUCCUCAGGGUCUACUGACAUUCAGGGAUGUGGCCAUAGAAUUCUCUCAGGAGGAGUGGAAAUGCCUGGACCCUGCUCAGAGAACUUUAUACAGAAACGUGAUGUUGGAGAAUUAUAGGAACCUCGUCUCCCUGGGUAUUUUUUCUAAAUAUGAGAUCAAGGAAUUACCAACAAAAAAGGAGAGUAAUACAGGAGAAAUAUUCCAGACAGUAAUGUUGGAAAGACCUGAAAGCCACGACAUAGAAGAUUUUUGCUUCAGUGAAACCCAGAAAAAUGUACAUGACUCUCAGUGUCAGUGGAGACAUGAUGAAAGACAUUACAAACGAGUGUGUGUGACCUAUAAGGAAAGUCUCAUUGGUAGAAGAGACAUGCGUGGUAGAAAGGAUGGUGUACAAAACAAGCCUAUUAAAAAUCAACUUGGAUUAAACUUACAGUCACACCUACCAGAACUGCAGCUAUUUCAAGCUGAAAGGAAAAUAUACAAAUAUGAUCACACGGAAAAAUCUGUCGAUAGUAGUUCCUUAGUUUCCCCACCCCAAGGUAUUUCUUCUACUGUCAAAACCCAUGUUUCUCAUACACAUGAAUAUAAUUUUGUGGAUUCGUUAUUCACACAAAAAGAGAAAGCAAACAUUGGGACAGAACACUACAAAUGUAAUGAAUGUGGCAAGUCCUUUCACCAAGGCUUACAUUUUACUAUACAUCAAAUAAUCCAUACUGAGGAGAAGCAGCUUAAAUGUGAUAUAUGUGGCAAGAGCUUCAAUAAAAAAUCAAACCUUGCAAGUCAUCGAAGAAUUCAUACUGGAGAGAAGCCAUAUAAAUGUAAUGAAUGUGGCAAGGUCUUCAAUAAUAUUUCACACCUUGCACAGCAUCGCAGGAUUCAUACUGGAGAGAAACCAUAUAAAUGUAAUGAAUGUGGCAAGGUCUUUAAUCAAAUUUCACACCUUGCACAACAUCAAAGAAUACAUACUGGAGAGAAACCUUAUAAAUGUAAUGAAUGUGGAAAGGUAUUCCAUCAAAUUUCACACCUUGCACAACAUCGGACAAUUCAUACUGGAGAAAAACCUUACAAAUGUAACAAAUGUGGCAAGGUGUUCAGUCGCAAUUCCUACCUUAUACAACAUCUGAUCAUUCAUACUGGAGACAAACCCUACAAAUGUAAUGAAUGUGGAAAGGUCUUCAAUCAUAUUUCACACCUUGCACAACAUCGGAGAAUUCACACUGGAGAGAAACCCUACAAAUGUAACGAAUGUGGCAAGGUCUUCAGUCACAAGUCAUCCCUAGCAAAUCACUGGAGAAUCCAUACUGGAGAGAAACCUUACAAAUGUAAUGAAUGUGGCAAGGUCUUCAGUCGCAAUUCAUACCUUGCCCAACAUCUGCUAAUUCAUACUGGUGAGAAACCUUAUAAGUGUGAUGAGUGUGACAAAGCAUUCAGUCAAAAUUCACACCUUGUACAACAUCGCAGAAUUCAUACUGGAGAGAAACCUUACAAAUGUAAUGAAUGUGGCAAAGUGUUCAGCCAAAAUUCAUACCUUGCAUAUCAUCGGAGAAUUCAUACUGGAGAAAAACCUUAUAAAUGUAAUGAAUGUGGGAAGGUCUUCAGUCUAAACUCAUCCCUAGCACAUCAUCGGAAAAUUCACACUGGAGAGAAGCCUUACAAAUGUAAGGAAUGUGGCAAAGCUUUCAGUGUGCGUUCAAGCCUUACUAAUCAUCAUGUGACCCAUACUGGAGAGAAACCUUUCAAAUGUAAUGAAUGUGGCAAACUCUUCCGCGACAGUUCGUAUCUUGUUGGUCAUCAGAGAUUUCAUGCCGGAGAGAAAUCUAACAAAUGUAAUUAAUGUGGCAGAGCGUUCAGUCAGCAUUAAAGCCUUGCAACACAUACAAUAAUUUAUACUGGAGAAAAACUUUGCAAGUAUAAUGAAUGUAGCAGAGCCUUUAGUUUUGUUCAAGGCUUAAUAACCAUUAGCUUAGUCCAUAGGGGAGAGAAACUUUACUAAUGUAUUGAAUGUGGCAAGGCCUUAAGGUAAAAGUCUAAGAUCAGGAUUUUUCAAAGAAUUCUUGCUGGUGAGAAACCUAACAAAUGUAAUGAAAGUGGCAAGGUCUUCUGGCACAACUCUCACAUUGUACAAUAUUGCAAAAUUUCAUACUUGAGAAACAAAAACACUGAGUGGGAAACCAUUAUGACUUCAAACAUUCAUCAACAUCAGAGAAUCCAUACUAAAGAGCCUUUAUAUAAUUAUAUGUGAUAGAGAUUUCCUGCAGGCCAUAGUCUUACUAGGCAUCAAAAACUUUUUUGAUGAAACCAUACAAAGGGAAUGUGCAUGCUUAGGCUUUUACCCAAGCAUUAAAACUGGAACAUCACAGGGUUUAUACUGGAGAGUAACUACACAAAGAUAAUGAAUGUAAUAAGCCUUUCAGUGUAAUAUUCAUUAUUUUGUCAUGAGAGAUCUACUCAAUAAAAACCAAGUAAAUGUAGUAAA
This is a messenger RNA of Chlorocebus sabaeus (green monkey), 3673 nucleotides long. NCBI's taxonomy places the organism in Eukaryota, Metazoa, Chordata, Mammalia, Primates, Cercopithecidae. The record is from RefSeq and is a predicted model, not a curated record.